Messenger RNA from Dibothriocephalus latus, 492 nucleotides. NCBI's taxonomy places the organism in Eukaryota, Metazoa, Platyhelminthes, Cestoda, Diphyllobothriidea, Diphyllobothriidae. The record is from the annotation of a GenBank genome assembly.
GGACACUGUGCUCUGCACGGACUGGAGUGUAGCCAACUUGAGUGCUGGCAUUGUCCCUACAAGCCGCACGCUCUGCCAGAGGCCAGUCGAGCGCAGGAUGAACUAAUGAUGCAGUCUCUGUCCGUCUCAAAGACACCCAUGAGCUGGUUCGUCUUCGAGCUGUUCCGGCGAUACCAAGCACGCUGUGCGACCUAUCAGCAAACAGUUAAAGCGGCAGAGAGGGUUGAUGCAAAACUUGACGGGCUGAACAGCCAAUGGGAGGAUUUCUGCCAGUUAGUGGAGAGUAUACAGCGUUUCCAUGAUGAUGAACUUCCGGCCUGGUGGCAACGUACAAGCGGUCAAUCGGCAUCGACUAGUGCUGCAGCGAACGCCCUGUCGAUUGCCAAUGCUACAAGCCUUGAGGAAGUGUCAAGAAUGAUAGCCUCUACCACUACGAUGUGUCAGAGGCUCAAUGACAAGAAGAUGGAACUCUUGGCAUCGAGCCGUCGGUGA